Messenger RNA from Xenopus tropicalis (tropical clawed frog), 3403 nucleotides. It is a transcript of the gene arhgap39, whose product is annotated as Rho GTPase activating protein 39. NCBI's taxonomy places the organism in Eukaryota, Metazoa, Chordata, Amphibia, Anura, Pipidae. The record is from RefSeq and is a predicted model, not a curated record. Gene Ontology annotation, cellular component: cytoskeleton. Bases 291 to 3233 code for a protein of 980 amino acids. The transcript has 8 exons.
ACGGUAGGUACAGACGGUAGGUAGCGCUGGGAGCCGGAGAGGCGGGUGAGGUACCAGAGAGAUGUGUGUGAAUACGCGCGGCCGAGCCGGGCGCUGAUUGGCUGAAGGGAGGGCGCGCGUUCACGGCGGUGUCGGGGCCGCGCUUUGUGCAUCUCCAUCCUCCGCCCGGCCGGGCACGUCCGGGAGCCGAGAGCAUCGGGCAUUCCCCUCGGGAUAUUUACCCCUCCGCUCCCCCAGCUGCCCCGCCGCCCCCCCCCCGGGGAGAGACCCACACGGACUGCGCCGGGAACAUGGCGGAGAGGCUGGAAUGGGUGGAGAUCAUAGAGCCCCGCACAAGAGAGUGCAUGUACGCCAAUCUCAUCACAGGAGAGUGUGUUUGGGACCCCCCGGCGGGAGUUCGGAUAAAACGGACCAAUGAAAACCAGUGGUGGGAACUAUUUGACCCCAACACGUCUCGGUUCUACUAUUACAAUGCCAGCACCCAGAGGACUGUGUGGCACCGGCCGCAGAACUGCGACAUUAUCCCUCUGGCCAAACUGCAGACCCUGAAACAGAACACGGAGUCUCCCCGGGCAUCGACGGAGAACAGCCCCGGGCGGGGCAGCAACAUCAGCAGGGAGGGCAGCACCAGCUCCUCUCUGGAGCAGGAACUGGAUGGCGGCGGCGGAGGGGAGAGAUGCCCAGAUCAGGCCAAAGCCAAUCGCCACUCAGCGCCAUACUUUGUGGUGAAGGAGGAACCGGACCGGACGGCGUCGCUGCGUUGGAAUUCGGGCACCAAGGAGAGAAUGCUGAUUAAAGUGACAGACCGGGAGCCCAGUUUCCUGAUGCACCAAGGCAACGGCUUCAGUCCGGACAACCCCCAAGGUACCCGUUCCAGGAAGGUGUCCGGGGGGCAGCCCUCCCCGGGCAUGCAGAGCUUCUCUGUGGAUACGGACAGUGCCGUCUUCUUCCCCGAGAGAAAGCCCUCGCCAUAUAUGAAGAGGGCCGACCAUGUUGGGAGCUGCUCCCCUUUACUGGGGAGAGGGGACUCGUUCUGCACCCUGCAGUCGCAGCAUAGGAAGCACUCCAGCGAGUCCCAGCCAUCUUCCCCACGCUACGCCUACGAGCCCCCACUGUAUGAGGAGCCCCCCAUGGAGUACCAGUCCCCGAUCUACGAUGAGCCCCCGACGGAGAUGCAGUACGAUGCCAGUGGCAGUUACAGGGUGAUGUCCCCGCAGAAGUCGCCUAUUCGCAAAGCGCACACUUAUCUCCAGUCUCCCAAGCAAUCGUCCAACUCUCCCUACCAGCAGCUAGUCCUGACCAAACAGAAAUGCUCCGACAGGUUUAUGAGCCUGGAUUACAGCCCUGCCGGCAAGGAAUACGUCAGGCAACUGGUUUAUGUGGAACAGACAGGUUCAAGCCCAAAGAUGAAGACAAGCGUAAGGCAUAAAUAUACCCCAAAUACAAUUGGGGGCUCUUACUCCUUGCAGCACAAUCCUCCCUAUAUGAGGGACCAGCGGCUGGAGGUGAAAUCCGGAGACUACAGUAGCAUGGAGGGGUCAGAUCUACGGCACAACCAGCAGCAGCUUCAUGGGGAGGAUUCCAUGUCGUGGUCCAGCCAGCAGGACACCAUGUCUUCAACCGGUUACUCGCCAAACACAAGGAAAAGGAAAAGCAGAAAACCCUCAUUGUCCUUGGAACCCAAUACUGUUCCUUGUGAGGCCUCUGGGGAGAGGGAGACACAUAACGAGCCAAGUGGGGCCGAUGAGAGACCUUCGUCCAUGCCCAAUAGGCCGCUGAUGUGCAGGACAGAGAGUAGGUCGUCGGAAGCAGACAUGUGCCGCAGUUCCCCGGAAACCUUCCUGGCCCAUGCCCGGCUGGCCUGGGAAGCUCAGCAGGCCCAUUUCCACAUGAAACAGAGGAGCAGCUGGGACUCGCAGAAAGAUGGUUCUGGCUACGAGAGUGACGGCGCCGUUCCUUUGCCGAUGCCGGGCCCGGUUGUUAGGGCAUUCAGUGAGGACGAGGCGCUCGCACAGCAGGAUAGCAAACACUGGAAGCGGAGCACCUUCGAGAAGCUCGGAUUUCCUCAGAUACUGCUGGAGAAAAGCGUGUCCGUACAGACCAACCUGGCGUCCCCGGAGCCAUUUUUGCACCCUUCUCAGUCUGAAGACCUCGGAGCCUGCGCCCAGUUUGAGAAUAGCCGGCACAUGCGGAACAUGAUGCCGAGCUCCAGCUGCGUCUUCCCGACCUUCACCCUGAGGAAGCCUUCUUCCGAGACGGACAUCGAGAACUGGGCCUCCAAGCACUUCAACAAACACACCCAGGGGCUCUUCCGCCGCAAGGUGUCCAUCGCCAACAUGUUGUCCUGGAGCAGCGAGUCCAUCAAGAAGCCCAUGAUCAUGACCUCCGACCGCAACGUGAAGAAGGAGGCCUGCGAGAUCUUCAAACUCAUCCAGAUGUACAUGGGCGACCGGAGGGCCAAGUCCGACCAGCUGAGCGUGGCCCUAGAGAUUGCCACCAAGGGCUGGAGUAUGCAGGGCCUGCGGGACGAGCUCUACAUCCAGCUGUGCCGACAGACCACCGAGAACUUCCGCUACGAGAGUCUGGCUCUGGGCUGGGAACUAAUGACUAUCUGUCUGGCUUUUUUCCCUCCCACCCCCAAGUUUCACUCUUACCUGGAAGGAUAUAUUUAUAGGCACAUGGAUCCGGUCAAUGACACUAAAGUGACCCGACACAUUAAAGAGCUUCUGGAAAGGAACAAUAAGAAGAAAUCCCAAGUCCGAAAGAGAGCAAAGUCUUAUAUUGAAGAGCAUGAUGGGGUGGCCAUUAGUACGUAUGCCAAGUACUGUUACCGGAAGCUGCAGAGAGCCGCCCUGAUGGGAGCCAAGAAGGGCCUGAAUAAGCCAAACAUGGAGGAGAUCAGGCACGCGAGGAAUGCCGUGUUCAGCCCCUCCAUGUUCAGCAGCACCCUGCAGGAGAUCAUGAGCAUGCAGAAGGACAAGUACCCCGACCGACAACUGCCCUGGGUGCAAACCCGCCUCUCCGAGGAGGUCUUGGCGCUAAACGGGGACCAAACAGAAGGCAUAUUCAGGGUCCCCGGGGAUAUUGAUGAAGUGAAUGCCCUGAAGUUGCAAGUGGAUCAGUGGAAAAUCCCCACAGGCCUGGAAGAUCCUCACGUUCCUGGUAAGAAACAGGGAAAAGUCCCAGUUCCCAUAGAAUUCCAACUGUGUCCCGUGUGCCCCCUGCAUGUAUGACCAGCUGUGUGUGUGCCCCCUGCAUGUAUGAGCAGCCGUGUGUGUGCCCCCUGCAUGUAUGAUCAGCCGUGUGUGUGCCCCCUGCAUGUAUGACCAGCUGUGUGUGUGCCCCCUGCAUGUAUGAGCAGCCGUGUGUGUGCCCCCUGCAUGUAUGACCAGCCGUGUGUGUG